AUGUACUCUCCCAGGCUCUGGCUGGCGGCUUUGCUUGCCGCCGCUGCCAAUGCACAGUUCGCAAGCUACGAUCAGGAUGGACACUCCAUCUCCGUCAAUGUCCCCUCGGACACAGCCUCCGGCAGUGGCCAGAGCAUUUUCUUUCAGAUCACUGCCCCCUCAGGCACAUCAUGGACUGGAUUUGGUCAAGGCUCGCGCAUGAGUGGCGCCAACAUGUUCAUUGUGUACUCCGAUGGCAACAACAACGUGACUGUCUCUCCUCGGCUGGGCACCGGUCACGUCAUGCCACAGUACAACUCCGAUGCUCAGAUAACUGUCCUGGGCGGCACCGGUAUCCAGCCCGACGGCUCCAUGGUGGCUAAUGUGCGAUGCGACUCGUGCCUGAGCUGGUCCGGUGGAAGCAUGGAAGCCACUGACAGCUCCAGCAACUGGAUUUGGGCAUACUCUGGAGGUUCGUCCCUGGACACCACCAGCACUUCGGCAUCGAUCCGCCAGCAUAGCAGCUACGGUGCUUUUACACUUGACUUGACCCAAGGCACGGGUGGCAGCUCGGUAAACCCAUUUGUCUCGGCGGUGGAUACCUCCAACCCAUCGAGCACGCCGUCUUCGGGGCCCUCAACGCCCGUUGCAAGCUCUGAUGCGGGCUCCAGUUCUGGCUCCAAUGGCACCAGCAGCGAGAUCUCAGAUAACACCAUUGGUCUGCGCCGAACGCAUGGUAUCGUCAUGUCUGUCACUUUUGUGCUGCUCUUCCCAUUAGCAGCUCUAACUUUAUACCUACCUUUUGCAAAGCGCGUCCUUCUGAUUCAUGCGCCUCUUCAAGUCAUCGGCAUCAUUCUCAUGAUUGUAGGCUUGGCCGCUGGGGUUAGACUUGGCAAACGCAUCGACGAGCUCGACGCGUACCAUAUGAUCAUUGGUUACAUCGUCGUUGCCGUUCUCAUCCUCUUUCAGCCUCUUUUGGGACUGUUUCAACACAUCUAUUUCCGCCGGAACGAAGCCCGGUCGAUCAUGGGCGUGGUCCACCAGAGUCUCGGCCGAUUGAUGAUCCUCCUCGGGAUCAUUAACGGUGGAUUGGGCUUCAACAUAACCGGUCCCGUGGGGUCGCGUUAUGUCCCUCGUGGCGCCGUCAUCGCAUACGGCGUCAUUGCAGGUCUCGUGGCACUCUUCUAUGUCGCAAUCGUCAUCUUUGGGAAACGCAGCUCAUCCCGGAGUGGUACUUCGUCGCCCGCUAACAGGGAAAAAGCACAUAACCGCUACUGGCAGACAGAGUUGCAGCCUCGAGGCAACGGAGCAUCGCCCGAGCGGCAGCAUUGGCAGCCGCAUGGCCAGAGUCACGGUCGACCAACGCGGACCAAUUCAAAUCGCUAUACCAUUUCGGGACGCGGCGACGGUCGCCCUUAG
Molecule: messenger RNA, 1398 nt
Organism: Cyphellophora europaea CBS 101466
Lineage: Eukaryota; Fungi; Ascomycota; Eurotiomycetes; Chaetothyriales; Cyphellophoraceae
Exons: 2
Coding region: 1-1398 (465 amino acids)
Source: RefSeq, a predicted model, not a curated record